This is a messenger RNA of Rotaria sp. Silwood2, 729 nucleotides long. Lineage: Eukaryota; Metazoa; Rotifera; Eurotatoria; Philodinida; Philodinidae. The record is from the annotation of a GenBank genome assembly.
AUGGACGUACUUAAUCCAAUGACUUAUGAUGCUGAAGAAGAUCAAUUACGUGAACGAACAAAAUAUAGUCAAAUGGAUAAACUUCUUAUACCAGCAGAAUUUCAACAACAACCAGUAUCAACUGGUACAACAAUUGUUGCUGUUGAAUAUGAUGGAGGAGUAAUCAUUGGUGCUGAUACACGUACUUCAGCAGGAUCGUUUGUUAUGAAUCGAUUUACAGAUAAAUUAACACCGUUAACUGAUCGAAUAUUUUGUCUUCGAUCUGGUAGUGCUGCAGAUACACAAACUAUUGCUCAAGUGGUUACAUAUCAACUUGAUUUUCUUUCAGCAGAGAUGAAUGAACCACCACUUGUACGCAUUGCUGCUAAUUGUGUUCGUCGUUUAAUUUAUCAAUAUCGUGAUGAUUUUGUUGCUGGUAUGAUUGUUGCUGGAUGGGAUAAAAAACUCGGUGGCCAAGUUUAUUCUUGUCCAAUUGGUGGUUUACUUGUUCGACAACCAGUUACACUCGGUGGUUCGGGUAGUACAUAUAUUUGGGGUUAUCUCGAUAAUAAUUAUCGAUCAAACAUGACAAAACAAGAAUGUUUUGAUUUUGUAUUAAAAGGUAUAACAUUGGCUAUAACACGCGAUGGUUCAAGUGGUGGUUGUGCUCGUUUAGCUAUAAUUGAUAAAGACGGUGUUGAACGUGUUGAUGUCCUUGGAAAUGAUUUACCAAAAGUUUUCGAUCUUUAA